Messenger RNA from Trichosurus vulpecula (common brushtail), 1086 nucleotides. RefSeq names its product transmembrane protein 26 (gene TMEM26). NCBI's taxonomy places the organism in Eukaryota, Metazoa, Chordata, Mammalia, Diprotodontia, Phalangeridae. Bases 1 to 1086 code for a protein of 361 amino acids. The transcript is spliced from 6 exons. The record is from RefSeq and is a predicted model, not a curated record.
AUGGAGCCGCUGGUGCUGCUCAGUGCUCUGGUCACGCGGCUGCUCUUUGCGCUUCACUCGCUGGUGGGCGUCUGGCGGGUGACCGAGGUGAAGAAGGAGCCCCGCUUCUGGCUGCUGGCGCUGCUGCAUCUCCCGCUCGCCCUGGAGACGGCGCUCACUCUGAAGAGGCGCCGAGGCCGAGGCUACCCCGGGUUUUCACCCGCCAUAUUUUUCUAUCUGAUCAGCAUUGUGCCAUCGUUAUGGCUCCUGGAAAUGCAUCACGAGACCAAGUUUUGCAGUAAUCAGGGUGAAGGAGGGUCUCCAAAUGUCAAUAGCAAGGAGGACUUCAAUCAAACUCUGCUGAGUAAGAGCCAGAACACCGGCACUGAGGCUCUCCUGGAGACGGCCAAACAUUUUGUCAAUAAAUUAUCGGCUGUGUGUGAGAAAGUUUGGACUCUGGGACUCCACCAGACCUUCUUGUUAAUGCUGAUAGUUGGAAGAUGGCUUCUACCCAUUGGCGGUGGAAUCACACGGGACCAGCUAUCUCAGCUCCUUCUCAUGUUUGUGGGGACUGCGGCUGACAUACUUGAGUUUACUAGUGAGACCCUGGAAGAACAUAAUGUGAGAAAUAAUCCUGCACUUGUUUAUGCAAUUCUUGCCGUUUGGACCUGGAGCAUGCUACAGUUUCCACUUGACCUUGCAGUUCAACAUUUUGUCUGCCCGUCAUCCGUGAUAUCUAAGGGAUUCACCAGUUUGUUCUUCUGCCAGUAUAGUGCUGACUUGUGGAACAUUGGAAUCAGCCUCUUCAUCCAGGAUGGGCCUUUCCUGGUUGUUCGUCUCAUCCUGAUGACCUAUUUUGGAGUGAUCAACCAGAUGCUGGUGUUCUUUGCUGCGAAGAACUUCCUUGUUGUGAUGUUGCAGCUUUACCGCUUAAUUGUGCUGGUGCUGGAUGUGAAGGCCUCCUUGAGGAAGCAGCCUCAAAGCCUGAGAAGAGAGGAGAGCUUUCCAAGUCAGCCUAGGGAAAGUAGGCUUUCAUCCAGAGCCAGAGAUAGUGAGACCACAGAAGAAGCUCCUAUUCCUUUAGAAGACUUCCCAGGGAUAGCUUAG